Hyaloscypha bicolor E is the source of this 794-nucleotide messenger RNA. RefSeq lists its product as uncharacterized. The transcript has 3 exons. Gene Ontology annotation, molecular function: protein binding. Lineage: Eukaryota; Fungi; Ascomycota; Leotiomycetes; Helotiales; Hyaloscyphaceae. Bases 33 to 794 code for a protein of 253 amino acids. The record is from RefSeq and is a predicted model, not a curated record.
ACACACCAACCACAUCACUCAUCUAAUCCACAAUGGCCACCGAGUUGAGCGCGACCGCGAAACCUCUUCGAGAUCCUCGUAUCAGGCUCAUUCUGAGGCCCGCCUCGUCAGUGUCCUCGGCGCCGACGCCUAGUGUCAAGAACAGAUCGAAGCCUCCGUCCCUCACUGAGCCUCAGUCCAUCGUCACAAUCCUGGUUGGCGGCGAACCAGAGCCAAAGCGAUUCAGCGUCCACAAGGAGACCUUGUGCUAUUACUCUCCGGUCUUCAACAAAGCAUUCAAUGGGGUGUUCCUUGAGGGAGAGACUCAAACUAUGACACUCGAGGAUGUGGAUGCUUCUGUCUUCGGACUCUUGGUCUCAUGGCUGUACACCGGCGACAUCGCUACGCGCGAGUCCAGACAGCAUGACAACAGCUUCAAACUAUACCAAAAGCCCAUUCAGUUGGCGAAGCUCUGGAUUCUGGGCGAGAGAUUUCUCAUGCCGCGGUUACAAAACCGGGUUGUCGAUGAAAUCUUCAUUGCCAUAGACGUCAUGUUCGAUGUGAAAAUAUACAAGUCCAUUGAGAACGAGACACCUGCCGAGCUCGUUAAGUCCUUCGUACAGUUUGCCUACUCCGCAGGCUCCCCUACUCUUCAAAGGCUGGCAGUAUCUAUCCUAGGUCAUCGCUGCCCGGAGAAGAUUUUCAUGCAGCUUAUUGAUGGUCUACCUAAGGAAGCCUGGUUGGAUGUUGCUAAAGUUCUGAAGUGGGGUGAAGAGAUGAUGUGUGUCGAGGAUUUCUACUUUGCAGAGGGCUGA